This is a messenger RNA of Zasmidium cellare ATCC 36951, 7086 nucleotides long. RefSeq lists its product as uncharacterized. NCBI's taxonomy places the organism in Eukaryota, Fungi, Ascomycota, Dothideomycetes, Mycosphaerellales, Mycosphaerellaceae. The record is from RefSeq and is a predicted model, not a curated record. Bases 1 to 7086 code for a protein of 2361 amino acids. The transcript has a single exon.
AUGGCUGAAAGUCCACGCUCUGCAUUCGGCCGUGGUUCGCGGCCUUCGAGUCGCGGAGCUCUCAGUCAUGCCUCAGAUGCCACCGAACGACCAGACUCCGCCGGGUCUACGAGGACCCUCACCCAAGAGAUUGACCACAUCAAGCACCUCAUCAGCCGAUCUAAGAAUGCCCCGACUCAAUCCGCCGGCAGUAUCACUGCACAGGUGUUUCGACAGAGAAGCUCCUCUACGCCAGUCAGCACCGCGCACAUCUACCACGAGCUAGACCAGUUGAAGAAGCGCAUCAAAACCGAGCAUCAUACCCUCAUUCGGAGACCCUCGCAGACCGAUCCCGAGACUGAAUCAGAGGCCGAGCCAGAUGAUCUACUUGACGAGCGAGAAGAGGAGCUAGAGAGAGCGAGGGAGGAAGUGCUCAUUGUAAAGCAGAAUGGGGAGCAGUUGCUGGAAGCUGCCGAGAGAAAAGUCGACGGUCUCACGGGUGAAAAGGAGUCUCUGGAAGGCACACUAAGCGGAUAUCGAUCAGAGUUGAACAAGGUCAAAAAGGAGAAAGGAGCUUUGGAGCGGCGGAUACGUGAAGUACAACAGCAGAGUGACAAGCAGGUGCAGGACCUUAAAUACUCCCUUCAACAACACCAACUCCAAGUGCAAGAGCUGCGAGAGGAGAAGGAGAAGAAAGAUGCUUCGAAUGAGGAGGCCAGCCAGCAGAUCUCCAGAUUGCAGGCGCUGAAGGCUGAGAUUGAGCAAAGGUUGGCGACGAGCAGCGAACGAGUCUCGAAUUUGGAGCUGGAGAAUCAAAAGGCUGCGGACAAAAUUCAACGCACAGUUGAAGAACACAAGGUCAGCGAGGACAACUUAAAGAAUCAGCUCGAGCAGGUACAAUUGCAGCAUGCUGAUGUAAAAUCUGAAAUAACUCGGCAUCAAUCGAUCAGUGAUGAGCUGAGGCAGAAGCUGGAGAAAUCGGAGGCUCUUGUUGACCAAGUGAGUGAGGAACGCGACGCUCGAUGCAGUGAGCUCAGUAGCCACGUCGAGGAGCAGAAGAAGGCCGCGGAUGCUCAUGGGAAACACAUUACUUCUCUGCAAAGUGAGCUUGACGAGAAGGAUGUCCACGCUAGCAGACUUGCGAAGGAUAUCGAAGACUUUCGUCUUAAGCUUCAGGAAGCAGUGGCAGAAAGAGAGCAUCUUGUCAAGGUUCACGAUGAAAAAUUGCAAAAUGCUAAAGCCCGACAUGAGCAGGCCGUCCGCGAUAUUCAAGAAGAGCACGACGCAAGGAACAGCCGUGCCGAAGAAGCGCUCAGUCUUGCGAACAGUGCUCAUGUCGAAGAGCUUGAAAGAACGAAGACGUCAAGUGCCAAGGACCUUUACGAGGCGAAGUCGCAGCACAAUGGCGAGCUAGACAAGUUGAGGGCCUUGCACGUUGAAGAGAUUGGCGGGCUUACGAGUGCUCAUGACGAUGAGCUUUCUUCCGUCAAAGACAAUCACAGCCAGGAGCUAUCGACGGUAAGAGCCACUCAUGAUGAGCAGCUUCGAAAUGUCAAUGACGAGCUUCGUGAAGCGAGACGUGCCGCUAAAGACGCGUCUGCUGGAUAUGCCCAAGAGAUUGAAGCUCUUCAAGCAGAACACAGAAGUCACGCUCAAGCUGCCAGCGACGACCUGGAUGAUGUGAGGCGACGUCUUGAGGAGGUUCAGACUAAGGCAGACAAGCAAAUCGCUGACUUGAAGGAUGCCAUCGUCUCUCACGAGAAGACUGCCGACUCGUUACGUGACAGUUUUGUCAAGAAAGAUGCAGAGCAUCAAGCACGAGUCCGUGACUUGGAGAUAAAUGUAGAGGAGAACGAGCAGCAGCUGGCUAGUUUACGUGCUGUGCAUGCUGAGCUUGAGAAAUCCUCCGAGUCGAAGAUCCAGGACUUAACGUCUGAGUUGACUUCUCGAAACGACGAGAUUCAAAGGUCCCUAGCAGAGGUCUCUGAACUUCGUCAGCAUUUGGAGACUCGCACAGCCAGCUAUGAGAAGCGCGUGAACGAUCUCACCAACGAAGUGGUAGCGAAAGAGAAGCGACUCCAAGAGGCUGAAGAGGCACGAGCAAACGCACUGCAGGACCUCAUUGGCAAGCACUCAACUGCUCUCGAGGAUCUUAAGACCUUCCACGCCGCUGAAGUAGAUCGCCUGCACUUGGAGUACAAGGAUUCGGCAGAAAGCUCUGGUCAGGACCACAGUGGCAAAAUUGCAGACUUGAAUGAAUACCACCAACGAGCACUUGAGCAGGUGAAGCAAGAAAAUGACAAGAUGUCGCAAGAACUGAAAGACGCGCAUGCUCGGGAGCAGGACACGCUCAAGGGCCAGCACACUAGUGAGACUGAGCGAAUGCGGCAGGAGCACAUCCAUGCUCUUGCAGAAGCUAAGCAGCGAACGGAUCAACUCAGGUCUGAGCAUCAGCGUGAGAAGGAAGUACUAGCGACAGAACAUACAAGGAGUCUGGGUCAAGCCAGAAGUGAGUCAGAUGAGGCGCACUCGGUCGUACUGGCGCAGAAAGAUCAAGACUUUCAGCACCGCCUUGAGGGCCUCCAAGAUGACCACGAGAAGGAGAGGCAACUUCUGGUCUCUGAACAUGCAGACUCUAUACAGCAAGGAAGACAGGAGGCUCAUGCACACGGAGAGGCACGGCUGGCAGAGCUCCAACAAGAGCAUGACUUUGAACUUGCCAGGCUCCAUUCUGAAAAUGAGGCAAAGGCAAGAGAAAUUCAGGAAAGGCAUGAGGAAGCUCUUCGCCGCGCAGAAGCCAGUCGCAGGAGCCUGGAAAACAUUCAUGCCGACGCACUCAGUGACAUCCGAAAGCAGCACGAAGCCCUCACUUCGCAGAUGCAGGAGAAACAUGACGCCGACCUCCAAGCCCAAACUGCAAAGGCCAAAGAACAACAUGAAGAUACCGUGGCAACCCAUGACGCAAAGAUAGAUACACUACUCUCUGACCACGAGUCUGUGAUUUCUGGCCUGAAGAAGGAUCUUGUCUCUGCGCAAGAGACCCUCGCUGCUGCUUACGCAGGUCACGAACUUGCUGCUGAGCAACUGCAGUCUGCCCACGGUACUGAACUGGAUAGGCUAAAGUCGAAUCAUGAAGGCGAGCUUGGGGAGCUGCGUUCCGCCCAUAACAAUGAGCUCAAUGACCUUCGUACUGCAUUGACACAGGGUGAAGAUCGAAUGAUCGCCUCCAAAGCUGAGCACGACGCCGCGGUGGAGGACUUACGCUCCUCGCACAGUGCAGCACUCCAGCAGCUGCGAGAUGAACAUGAUCGAACUAUCGUAGAGGCUCAGUCGGAACACGAUACAGAAGUGAAGGGCUUGCGUGAUGCAAUGGAAGACUUGCGCUCCUCGCACAGUGUAGCGAUCCAGCAGAUACAAGAGCAGCAUGAUCGUGGCGUCAAGGAUUCUCAAGCGAAGCACGACGAAGAAUUGAAAGGCUUGCGUGAUGAGCUUGCGCAAGCGCAGGACAGGUCUACUGCUGCGCAGGCUGCACAUGAUCUUGCCUUUCAGAAUCUGCAAUCUGCGCAUAGUUUGGACCUUGAAAAGCUUAGGAUUACCCACGACGAAGCAAUGAAAGAGCAAGGAUCUAGGCACGAGGACCAAUUGCAAGGCCUUCGAAAGGAGACCGAGGCUGCCCAAUCCAACCUGGAACGAGAGCACGACGAGACUCUUACCGGUCUCCGUUCUGAACAUCAGACCCACGUCAACGCGAUCAACAACGAUCGUUCAGAGAAGCUGUCAAGCUUGCAAGAUGAGCAUCAGUCUGCGAUUGCCGAUCUCAAAGCAGAGCAUGCAAGACUGCUAGAUAAUGCACGGCAAGCAAGCACGCUCUCGGAUCGUGAAAAGGAAGACAAGCACGAAGCGGCGAUACAGACGCUCCGGGCGUCAGCCACUGCAGAUCUUGAGAGGCUUCGCGAGGGACACGCUCAGGAGCUGAAAGCCAGAGAGGCACAACAUCAAGAAGUCCGGGAUCAAGCGCUUGGCGAGCAUGACACCAAGAUCGCCAGCAUGUUGGCUGAGCAUGAGAAGGAGCUCGGCAAUCUUCGAGCAUCGCUGCUCGCAAGCCGCGAGGAAGAGCGGCAGAAGCAAGAGAAAGCGUCCAGCGACAGCAAAGUAGCCGCUGCAGAACAAGUGGAGAAGCUUCGUAUUGAGCAUGACAAGACUCUGGACAUGGCGAAGGCUGACGGACACGCUGCUAUGCAAAAGCUGAAUCAAGAGCAUGAAGAGCGACUGAGGUCUUUGCAGCAAGAGAUGGAGAAUACGAAAGCGGAGCAUGAGACCGUCUUGCAAGCUCAAUUGGCUGAGGCAGAGACUGAUUCGAAUGGACGACUGACCACGCUACGAUCUGAACAUAGAAUGGCCCUCGAAGAAGCGGAGAAGACGAGCCAGAGCGAGGUCGAAAAUUUGCGGCUUGAACAUGAGAACCACAUUCAGGAACUUCAAGCGUCAUUGGAAGCGCAGCAAGCGAGCCACCAGGAAGCAUUGGGAGAUAGCGAGUCGGCCUGGACUUCAAGGCUUGAUGAGGUGAAGAGCCAACAUGACACCGCCUUACUGGAUCUUCGGGGCAGUCACGAAGAAUCAUUGGCUCAAAAGGUGAAAGAAUUGGAACUUCAACGUGCAGAGGCGUUGGCUUUGGCAGUCAGCAGUGCAGAUACCCAAGCGAAGGAGAGAGCCGCUGCAGCCGAACAGCAGCACCGAGCUGCUCUUGAAGCUGCUGUUGAACGAUCUCGACAAAGUGGUCAAGCUGAAAUCAAGAACUUGAAGAAACGUCAUCAGGAUGCAGUGGCCCAGGUUCGGUCCAAUGCGCAGAAGCAAGCUGCCGCUCAACUCACUGAGUUGGAGCAGAGUCACGCGAAGGAGCUUAAGGCCAGUCUUGACCAAGCACGUGCUGCAAUCGAGAAGGCUCGUCAAGAAUCGACAGAGUAUCAUCAGGGCGACAUGCUACGGCUCGAAACGGAGCAGCAGUCGAAGUUGACUGAGCUGGAGAAUCGUCUACACUCGGAGAGAGAAGCUGAGUUGUCAUCGAAACAGUCUGCUUUCGAUUCGGAAAUUGCAGCCCUGCAAAGUCGCCUGGACGCCUCGCUCACUGGGCAAGCUGAAGCCGAGAGGAGUCUGGCUGGGCUUCGAAAACAAGUCUCGCAAGCGGAGAAACGGACGGCAGAAGCAAAGGAUUCUUCGGUUGAGGAGAUCUCUUCUUUGCAGAAGGAGAAAGAAGACCUGACCUCGCAGCUUGAGAAGGUCCAGGGAACGCUGCGUGAGUUGCAGAGCAAGUAUUCGACUGGUGCCAAUACGCCAAAGAAUACUGGCACGAACGAGGAGCUUGCGGCUAUGAAGUUGCAGCUGGACAGCUUGGAAGAAGAGCGGGCCGCGAUGAGGUUGACGUUGCAGAAGAGACUGGACGAGAAGACGGAGCUGACACGACAGAACGACUUUCUCAUCAAGGAGCUCGAAGCACUGCUUGCUCAGCGCGCAAGGCCGAAACCACCUACGAGAAACACUAGUGAUGCUCUUGUACAGACUGAUCAGCUCAUCUCUGAGCCAAAAGUCGACCUUGCCUCAGUCCAGCAAGUCAAGUCUGAAAGACGCAAGAGUAUUCGCCCAGUGACGCCGAUGAGUCCUGGUCAGAGACAAGCAAAGGAUGAAGUUGACAUGGCUUGGAAGACUCGCUCUUUCGAAGACUACCUGCACGAUGCCCAUGCUGAAUUGUCCGAACUCGGAAGCGUGAUCACGGCCAACGAGCAGCUGUUCUCACGCAAGAUUGAAGAGCAUGUUGGCGAACUCCAGCGAGCGAAAGAUCAGCUAGCUUCUGACUACCAAUCCAAGCUCGAGAAGCUCGCCGGCGACAAAGAGCGGAUGGACAAGAUGAUCACAUCGACGCAAGCCGCGGCAUUUGCAAAGGACCGAAGGGAUCUCGUAGCACAGUACGACGCCGACUUUGACGACCCAAGCGAACAAGCUGCGAUGCUCUCCAGUCUGCCUGUGGGCAAGGCUAGAGCUUUGCGAACGGCCGAGCAACGACUGGUGCAAGAUUACAACAAGCGCAUUGCGAAACGAAAGUCACAGAUUGCGUUGAAGCAUGCCGAGGAGUUCCAGACCAUUACGCAAGAGUACGACAGAAAGAUUGCAGAGCUGCUCAACAACAGGUAUAGACUAGAGGGCGACUUGUCCCUGGAUCCAUCGCAGUUCGAGGAUGAGUUUGGAGAUUUGCACUCACGAUCUGAGCAAUUGCAGGCUGAGAAAGCGCAAAGUGCGCACAAUACCCCAGUCAGGACGAAGAUAAUACCACCUGCCGAGGACGACUUUACUCUACAGCCUCGACGAACACGGACACGAGUGUCUGAGGAGCGUCCGCCGUUGAUGCAGAGGACUAGCAACCCGCGAAACUCUACUUCCCUUCCACGGUCAUCACUGCAGGAGAGGAGAGUCAGCCCUGAGCCCCCAGCUGUGCCCAAAGUGCCAUUCCCGGGCAGCAGAGACAGUCCAGAAGCCACCUCGCAACCUUUCCGCGGACGCGAACGAUACGCCCCCGUUACGCAAAGAUCCCUUAUGCGAGUCAAAGAGCCUUCAGACGUGCAUCCUCGUCCUCAACAGCGAGUCGUGUCGGAGCCCUCGCCAACGAAGAGACCUGCGUCAAGACGUACAAACGGCAGCACAGCCCACGACCUCAGCGGUUCCUCUGCCAACUUCGAAAGACCUGAAGCAUCAGAACAUAGUCCCCACCUGCAUCCCGACAAGAACUCGCCCUCCAAACCGGGCUUCCUCCGUCGCGUGAAAGACCGCAUCUCUUCAGACGGCCACCGUCCUCACAUGCCUAGCUUCCAUAGACCGGGCUCAGCAUCUGGACGACCGGCAUCAAGAUCUAACAGACCAUCUUCCAGAGCUACCAAUCACAACACCCGUCUUCCACCUACACCUGAGCCGCAAACCGAGGAGCCCGCGCCAGAACCUGCUGUCCCCGGCGGGCCGGCCUUCAUGAAACCUAAGAGGACGAGAGCGAAGAAGUUGUCGAGUGGGAUGAUCUAUUAUCAAGCGCCACGGCAGAAGAGUCCGGCUAUGGAGUUUGAAUGA